Messenger RNA from Suillus plorans, 351 nucleotides. RefSeq lists its product as uncharacterized. The record is from RefSeq and is a predicted model, not a curated record. The coding region runs from base 1 to 351 and encodes 116 amino acids. NCBI's taxonomy places the organism in Eukaryota, Fungi, Basidiomycota, Agaricomycetes, Boletales, Suillaceae. The transcript is spliced from 2 exons.
AUGUGGGUCACCAUUGACAUUCAAGAAGCAUUCUGCGAUGCAUUUGAUACAGAACAAGCAUGUCAGGCAGGGCUGAUGACACGGUUUCUUACUGUUAACAGCAACCACAUCGACCAGCGUAACAUUGGCUUGGAGGUGCUUAUCUUAUGGGCCAAGAUGCGCCGCACCCAAGCUGAAAUCGAACUCUAUACAGUGGCCAUUCAAAAUGCCCGUGAAUUCGACUUCUCUGACAACACUAGUGUCUUGUCUUCUUCCAGUGGAUUUAUUCCACCACCUCGACCAGAUGAAUUGUGUUUCUAUGACGAGGACUGUGAUGAUGUGACUGAUGACUUUGAUGACUUUGAAUUUUGA